AUGAGCUUCAUUCAGAUGGAGUUGGGGGGACGGCUGGGGGUGCGAGACGAGCUGGAGACCAGAUCCAGCCUUUUUCUUUCACACCACAGUGAGCAGCUUCAGCACUCACACAUGCAUUAUCGCAGAGUGAAGAUGGAUGAGGACGGCUUCGAGGUACCGCGGAGGACGGAGUACCGCUACCUGGUGCAGGACGAGGAGGAGGAGGAGGUGCAGUACGCCCGGCGCCGACACUACAUCAGCCCCUUCCUGGUGCUGUCCAAACGCUGCAUCUUCCUCAUCUGCCUGGGCGUGCUCGCUCUGCUGGCUCUCGCCGUCUACCUGGGCUACAUGGCCCAAACUCUGCCGCCGGGACUGGCCCAGGUUCUGACCCAGUGUGGGGAGUUCCGUGGAAGACACAAAAACGGGGCCUACUCCUUCAAGGGAAUCCCAUACGCCGCUCCACCCGUGGGCGCCCUGCGCUGGGCCCCUCCAGCCGAGCCGGCGUGUCGCAGUGGGGUGGCAGAAGCCGGCCGCUUCCGCAGCGUUUGCCCUCAGGUGAUGCCCAUGUCCGGUGAGGGGAAGGUGACGGGCCAGGAGGACUGCCUCUUCAUCAACGUGUGGACCCCCACGCUGCGGCCCGACGCCCUGCUGCCCGUCAUGGUCUGGAUCCACGGAGGGUACCUGCAGGCGCUGAGCGGGGGGGAGCAGGGAUACUCGCCCACGGAGGAGCUGGCUGCCGCCACGGGAGUCGUCUACGUCAGCUUCAACUACAGGCUGAACGCCUUCGGCUUCAUGGCUCUGGAGCUGCUGAGAGAAGGUUCUCCAAGGAACACCUCAGGGAAUUACGGCUUUCUGGAUCAGAUUGCUGCUCUGAAGUGGGUCCAGAGGAACAUCCGUGCCUUUGGAGGGGACCCUGCAAAAGUCACCAUAUUUGGACAGAGCUCUGGUGGGACGUCCGUCUGGACCCUGAUGAUGUCCCCGCUGGCCAAAGGACUCUUCCGCGGCGCCGUGGACUUGAGCGGCUCGUACGUCUACAACGCCAGCCUGGAACAGGCGGAGGCCGACAACCUGGUGUUCCUGAAGAAGACGGGCUGUGCGGACGCGGCCUGCCUCCGUGCCCUCAGCAUCAAACAGGUCCUGCAGGCCGUCCCCUGGCAGGAGUACCCGUCCUGGGCUGCACAGGAGGCCACAGAUCUCCCCACCAGGGGGCAGCUGUUUGGCCCCGUGGCAGUGGUGGACGGAUACGUGCUGGAAGCUCCGCCCUUUGAGCUGUGGGAUAGGAGGAGUGGCUACAAUGACGUCCCGUUUGUGGUGGGGACGACAGAGCAGGAGGCGGACUUCAGCCCCCCAGCAGAAAACAUCUCCAUGUGGACCUGGGGGGAUUACCGCUGGUUCGUGACAGAGAAACUUCAGUCCUUUGGUCCGGAUCUUCCCAAAAAGGCUCUGGAACUGUACCCGUCCUCGGCCCCCUGCCCCACCCAGGACCGCUGCCCCGAGAGGGCGUACACCACCAUGGUGUCUGACAUCAGGGUCACCUGUCCCAACAACGACCUGGCCUGGAGAGCAGUAGCUGCCCUCAGCAGUCCUGUGUACCGAUAUGUGGUGACCUACACGCCGUCCGGACCCAUGAACGGGUCCAGGAGCCUGGUGCCGUUCCCCAGUCGCUUCGCCUUCCACUGCCUGGACGUGGUGGCGUUCUUUGGGGGCCUGGAGGACCUCCAGGGGAAGCCUCUGUCUGAUAGGGACAGGAGCUUCCAGGAUCUGCUCAGGCGUCACCUUGUCAGCUUCAUCAAAACGGGUCGGAUGGCGUCGGACUGGUCGGUUUACCCAGAAUCCACCGCCCUGCUGUCUGACAGCCUGGAGCUGGUCCAGAACUACUCGCAGGCCCGCUGUGACCUGUGGAGGAGCAGCGGCCUGUUCGACUACGCCUGGAUGAACUGAACCCGCCCAGCACUGCCCGUCUGCGCGGGUUCAGGCCAAGAGGAACCAAAUCAGAAGACCGUCCAGGUUAAAGGCGAGAGCUUCUGUCUGAGCUGACAGGAAGUUCAGCCUUUCCACUGCCUUUAUCUCUGAUCAUUGACUGUAUAAUAGAACUGGACUGUGUGAGUUUGAUGUCGCUCAUAGUAAACUGUUUACUUCCGGUUCCAACCAAAUGAGUCCGUCGCCAUUUUGCUGCAAUCCGGACGCCGCCGUGUUUGAACCAGAUGUCCUCAGUGAGACUCGACUGGCCUGUGUUGGUCUUAGACCUACAUUUCUAUGGAAACCACUCUCCCCAAUCAGUAGAAAGCAUGUUAGAAGGCCACACCCCUUCCGCUGAGAGCGGGUAUGGGAGAAUCUUUCAAUCAAACGCAUCAAAGAUUCGAUGUGAGACCAGCUACCUUUAUCUGAUUGGUUAGUUUGUGACUUAAAUAACUUGAACGACAACAUUUCUCUUGUUCGGGUCAAAUUCCCAGUAAUAGACUAGCGUAGUUUCCAACACGCAUUAGGAGUGGCGCUCUGUCUCUCUGUGCCUUAAAACCAGGAGUAAUGCGAUGUGAGCGUCGGGCACGGCGCCUCAGUCCCACAGCAGCAUGUUCCUGCAUCCAUCAUUCAUUCAUGCUGAUGAUGAUUAUUCUCCACCAUGAUCUUCCUCAGCGUUUCAGGAUAUCCUCCGGCCGCUUCUGAGUCAGCUGAUGCCCUUCCUCCAUGCAGGGUCAUCCCGAUUCAGGAACCGCUGGAACCAGCUGUCGCUCGCGUUAAAAAAUUCCUAAGCAUGCGGCGCGGCGGGGAAGCCGACGGACCGGCGUGCUCUUCAACUCCGCUCCCCCUCCCUCGGGCGCAAAAGUCUCAAACAAGCAUCUUGAGUUGUCUGAGCUUUUGUGAUGAACCAGAGGAGUCACAUGACUGAAAACAAAUCUGCGAAUACACGAAACCGCGAACAUUGAAAUGCGAGUCAGCGGAAGAACACUGAAAAGAAAACAUAUCAUGAAAACAUUCUGAUGAUCAAGAAGAUGCUCAUAAAAGGCAUCUGAUCCAGAAAGGUUAUUCUGACCUGGAGAAUGACUGUUUCUUUCCCCAGGGAAGUCUUCAGGAUUAAUGCCACUUCCUGUUUGGAACACCAAGGGGGCGGGGUCAGUCAGUCUAGUUCUCCUAUACAGUCAUGAGUCUGACCUCUGAAGAGUCUUCUGGGCAAAAAGCCACUUUGGCUCCUUUUGUAUUUUCAUGAGGAUUUGAAACAAACUGAAGACAAAAAGAAGAAGUUCAGGUGUCGGGACCAAAUGAAUGACCGUCUCUUGGUAUUAUUAUGGGAUGUCCCCUGCACUGGUUUCUUGUGCCAAACGUGGGUGCUGCACGUCUGCACAGUUGCUGUUCCACCAGCGUCCCUGCAGCUGAACUCGCCAUCAGAGAUGUGCCCCACGUCUUUAAACCACUCAGAGAAGCUUUGCUCGUUUCUCUUUUUGUUUAAAAGUUUCACGUUGAAAUAAACAGUUUUGUAAACGUAA
Oryzias latipes (Japanese medaka) is the source of this 3461-nucleotide messenger RNA. NCBI's taxonomy places the organism in Eukaryota, Metazoa, Chordata, Actinopteri, Beloniformes, Adrianichthyidae. The record is from RefSeq and is a predicted model, not a curated record.